AUGGCUGGGAACAAGAGCCAUCGUAUUGCUGUGAUUGGCGCUGGCAUUAGCGGUGUUGUGUCUGCUGGUCAUCUCCUAGCAGCUGGUUUGGAUGUAACCGUUUUUGAGAGGAAUAAAGCCCCAGGUGGUGUUUGGCUGUAUGAUGAGCGGCGGCCACUCGAGCCAGAAUAUCCUGCCGAUAAGCCAUCAGAGGCCGAUAAAACAGGAAAAAUAUCGAAGAAUGCACGGGAAAAGGCCUUUCUCGAGCAUGCCCCUCCAGGUCCAUGCUACGAUGGACUUAGGAAUAACGUGCCCACACCUUUAAUCCGGACCAAGCUCAAUGCUUGGCCGGAAGGAACACCCGACUUUGUCAGCCAUACGGUCAUUCAGGCAUAUAUACAGGACACGGCUGAAAAGAGUGGGGUUCAUGAUGCGACUCUCUAUGGGGCGCGAGUCAAAGAUGUCUCCAAAGAUGGAGAGACCUGGUAUGUUACUUGGUCAACUCUGCGUGAGGAUGAUAAGACUGGGGCGGUAGAAGAACUAGAGCAGAUUUCGGCAUUUGAUGCGGUAGUCGUUGCUUCAGGCCAUUAUCAUGCCGCUCGUGUGCCAGAUAUCCCUGGUCUAUCGGAAGCGAAAUCAAAGUGGCCAUCGCGAAUCAUGCAUUCAAAGGGGUAUAGGAAGCCUGAUGAAUUCAAGGAGAGGAACAUUCUACUUAUUGGUGGGGGCGUAUCCUCAGUAGAUAUAUCGCGAGAGAUCGGUCCAGUUUCAAGGACCGUGUAUCAAAGCACGCGAAAUGGUGACUUUGAUUUGUCUCCGGCGAUGCUCCCGGAAAACGGCGUGCGAAUAAACGAAGUAUCACAUUUCGAGGUACAAGAUACAGGGCGAGUUGUAUCUAACGACGAGGCACUUCCCAUUGUGGCACACCUGAAGUCGGGCCAAAAGCUGUGUGGAAUCCAUGGUAUCAUUGUCUGUACCGGCUAUCACAUCACACUUCCCUUUUUGCCUAAAUACCACAAUGAUGAGAUACACCCACAGCAAGCUGACAGCCAAAUCCUGGUGUCUGAUGGGACGCAGGUGCAUAACCUGCAUAAAGACAUCUUCUACAUUCCUGACCCGACUUUGGUAUUUAUUGGGAUACCGUACUACACGGCGACGUUCACUUUGUUUGAAUUCCAGGCAAUUGCGGUGGCGGCAGUACUCUCUGGUAUCGCUUCAUUGCCAACGGAGGCCGAUAUGAGAGCUGAGUAUGAAGCAAAAGUCCAGCGGGUUGGGGCUGGGAAGAAGUUUCACUCCUUGAAGGACGUGGAGGAACUGUAUGUUGAGGAUAUUCUCGGUUGGAUCAACAGCAACAGGGCAGUUCACGGGCUAUCUCCAGUUGAAGGGCACACACCGACAUGGCGCAAGGCCAAAGAGGAACAGAGAGAAAGGAUCAGGAAUCAUUUUCAAGCUCCUCCUAUAGGAGAUAGUCGCGUCGGAGAGGUCCCAGCGCUUGAGACUAGCCCCAAGCGGAAAUGGGUCAGUUAUAUCUGGGAUACGUUUGAUAAGUCGCCCGAGGAGCGAAAAUUGCUGUUUAAAUUGGAUUCGGCGAUCCUGACUUUUGCUUCUCUUGGGUAUUUUAUUAAAUAUCUGGACCAAAUCAACAUCAAUAACGCUUUCGUAUCGGGGAUGAAAGAAGACCUCAGUUUAUACGGUAACCAACUCAAUUACAUGCAAACAUGCUGGACGGUCGGCUACGUGAUUGGUGAAAUACCAAGUAACUUGCUUCUCACACGCGUGAGACCACGAUACUGGAUUCCAGCCAUGGAGUUGCUAUGGACAAUUCUUACCUUUUCCAUGUCAAGGUGUAAUACUGCUACGCAGUUCUACGUUCUUAGGUUCUUUGUUGGCCUCGCGGAGAGUACCUUCUACCCAGGAAUGCAAUACAUCAUCGGAUCCUGGUAUCGAAAAGACGAGCUUGCGAAGCGCUCAUGUAUAUUCCACACGAGUAGUGGCAUCGCCAGCAUGUUCUCGGGAUACUUGAUGGCUGCGGUGUAUAAUCUCGAAGGAAGAGGUGGAUUCCGCGGGUGGCAAUGGCUUUUCAUCGUAGAUGGGAUUAUUUCUAUCCCCGUUGCGCUGAGCGGGUUCUUCGUGCUGCCUGAUGUCCCCGAGAUCUCAAACCCUUGGUAUCUCAGCAAGGAUGAGAUUGCAUUGUCACAGAAGAGAAUGCAAUUGGAAGGACGACAGACUCGACAGCCAUAUACGAAGGCGAAGAUGAAGAAGAUUUUCACUUCGUGGCGUAUAUAUCUCCUCACGUUGCUUUACAUAACAUUCAAUAACGGAGGAGGAGGAAGCCAGCCCAUCUUCCAACAAUUUCUGAAAUCUUCAAAGCACCCGAAAUACACCAUUACGCAGAUCAACGCAUACCCGACCACGACUAGUGCGGUUCAGGUUGUUACGACAUUGAUAUAUGCCUGGACAUCCGAUUCUAUCCUUGGCGGAAAACGCUGGCCACCGAUUAUUUUCGGCGCUACUGUCAAUAUAAUAUGCUACGUCUCUUUGGCAAUAUGGGAUAUCCCAAUAGGCUGGAAAUGGACAUGUUAUAUCCUGUGCGGUGCUGGGUUCGGAUUAAGCGGUCUUUGCAUGGCGUGGGCACAUGAGAUCUGUUCAGAGGAUAACGAGGAACGGGCCCUCGUUGUUGGAAGUAUGAAUGAAAUGGCAUACGUGUUCCAAGCCUGGUUGCCGCAGGUUGUAUGGCAGCAGGUCGAUGCACCGCAGUACCGCAAGGGUUUCAUUGCUGUGUCAGUGAUAUCGACACUUAUGAUUGCAGCGGCAAUUGCCACGAGAGAAUUGCAGUAUCGUGAGAAUGCUAAGAAGUAG
Aspergillus tanneri is the source of this 2835-nucleotide messenger RNA. RefSeq names its product putative FAD dependent oxidoreductase. Gene Ontology annotation, cellular component: membrane. Gene Ontology annotation, molecular function: NADP binding; flavin adenine dinucleotide binding; transmembrane transporter activity. Gene Ontology annotation, biological process: transmembrane transport. The coding region runs from base 1 to 2835 and encodes 944 amino acids. The transcript has 16 exons. NCBI's taxonomy places the organism in Eukaryota, Fungi, Ascomycota, Eurotiomycetes, Eurotiales, Aspergillaceae. The record is from RefSeq and is a predicted model, not a curated record.